GGUUUGGAGGCAGUGGCUCCCAGGUGGACUCCGCUCGUAUGAACUUGGCCUCUUCCUUUGUGAAUGGCUUUGUCAACGCAGCCUUCGGACAGGACAAGCUGCUCACAGACGACGGCAACAAAUGGUUGUACAAGAACAAGGACCACGGUAUGUUGAGCGCUGCAGCCUCCCUGGGUAUGAUCCUGCUGUGGGAUGUGGAUGGUGGUCUGACUCAGAUUGACAAAUAUCUCUAUUCCUCUGAGGACUACAUCAAGUCUGGUGCCCUCCUCGCCUGUGGCAUUGUCAACUCAGGCGUGAGGAACGAAUGUGACCCGGCCCUCGCCCUGCUGUCUGACUAUGUCCUCCACAACAGCAAUGUCAUGAGGAUAGGAGCCAUCUUUGGACUGGGCCUGGCCUACGCUGGCUCCAACAGAGAAGACGUCCUUUCUCUGCUUCUUCCUGUCAUGGGAGACUCCAAAUCCAGCAUGGAGGUUGUUGGGGUGACGGCGCUGGCAUGUGGUAUGAUCGCAGUUGGGUCUUGUAACGGUGAUGUAACUUCCACCAUCGUCCAGACCAUCAUGGAGAAGAGCGAACAGGAGCUGAAAGACACAUACGCCCGCUGGUUGCCUUUAGGCCUGGGACUCAACCACCUGGGUAAAGGAGAGGCGAUUGAGACGACCCUCGCAGCUCUCCAGGUUGUACCUGAACCUUUCCGCAGCUUUGCCAACACACUAGUGGAUAUCUGUGCAUAUGCAGGUUCUGGAAAUGUGCUGAAGGUGCAGCAGCUUCUCCACAUCUGCAGCGAGCACUAUGAAGCCAAGGAGAAGGAAAAAGAGGAGGACAAGGACAAGAAGGAUAAGAAGGACAAAGACAAGAAGGAGACUGCUGCUGACAUGGGCUCCCACCAGGGCGUAGCUGUUCUUGGUAUUGCCCUCAUUGCCAUGGGAGAGGAGAUCGGUUCUGAAAUGGCACUGCGAACAUUUGGACAUCUGGUCAGUAGCACUAUUCGCUGUCAGUUUUUUUAUUCUUUUUUUUCCUUUUAUCUUACUGAAUACCUUAUUGUUGCCAUGUCUCGCCACCUCUCAUGUCUUAUUCUUUUGAUCUUUCU
Messenger RNA from Plectropomus leopardus (leopard coralgrouper), 1087 nucleotides. NCBI's taxonomy places the organism in Eukaryota, Metazoa, Chordata, Actinopteri, Perciformes, Serranidae. The record is from RefSeq and is a predicted model, not a curated record.